AUGUAUUAUUCCCACUCGAUAGGACGACGAGCAUUCAGUAUAGAAAGGAGAACUUUGGUGGAUAACAUUCCUCCAAGGCCGUCGAGAUCUCUUGCGGGGAAAGUCGCUAUCGUGACAGGAGCGGGUUGCGAAGGUGAUGGCCUUGGUAACGGUCGAGCAAUUUCGAUUAUGUUGGCCGAGGAUGGAGCCUCUGUCGUGUGUGCGGAUGUGCACCCCUCGUGGGCUAAACGCACCAGCGCCAUGAUAGAAGCAGAAGGCAAAGGUGAGAGUAUUAGCUGCCAGGGCGACGUUACGAAGCCUAUCCAUUGCCAAAACAUUGUAGAUGCGGCGCUGUCCAAUUUUGGGCGAAUUGACAUUCUGGUCAACAACGUAGGCAUCAUGGGCGCCAGAGGCACUGCGACGGAAUUUGACUUGGAUCAGUGGCGUCGUGGGCUCGACGUAAAUGUCACAAGUAUGGCAAACAUGGUCAAGUUUGUCGUGCCCGAAAUGCGUAAGAAUACCGAGUCGCCGGAAGGGAUUCGAGGAAGUAUUGUUAAUAUUGGAUCGGUCGCGGGAUUAGUAGGGGGCACUCCCCAUUUGCUAUAUCCGACAAGCAAGGGUGCUGUUCUGAACAUGACGCGUGCCAUGGCAGCGCAUCACGGAUCGGAUGGUAUUCGCGUGAACUGUGUCUGCCCAGGUUAUCUCUAUACGCCCAUGAUAUAUGCAAAAGGAAUAAGCGCACAAACUCGAGAAGCGCGAAGAGACGGGACUCUCCUGCGAACAGAAGGUAACGCAUGGGACUGUGCAACGGCGGUUAGGUUCCUGGCUAGUGAGCAAGCUCGUUGGAUCACUGGGAGUAAUAUCACGGUAGACGCCGGAACAACGGCCGUGUCUGCUAUCGAACAUGUGUAAAGGCAUAUUAAGUUCCGCAAAGUAUUUGCUAGAAGAUCAUUGGAGUGAUAAUUAUGUGAAUGGUGAAAUCAAGUGUAUGUACCUACGUUGGUAUGUACACAUCCAGCUAUCAACUCAUAGAUACAAGCUCUAGGAUAAUCGAACCAACUCUACGAAUCAUAGGCUCACAUCUAGUGGAAUGGGCAACGCUUCUCAGCACGCUUCUCGGAAGGCCUCUCAGUACGCUUCGAAAUCUUGCCAGGUGAUUGGGGGAAAUGCUGAGCCUCGAUAAUCUUAUCCAUCAGAUUGGUCAGGUCAUCUUUCGUCAUGGGUUCCUUCAUCUUUGAGAAACCAAGCUCAUAAGGUAAGCGUUCGUUUUCUAUAAAAGUUGCCCCGUUAGCUUCUAAAUGCACUCAUAAAUUAUUAGACAUCAUCGCCUUACCGAACAAGUACUCCACGUAGGUCUUCGGGACGGUGCCGGUCUCCUUAGACCCUAGAAUGGCGAGAUAUGCAACUGACUCGCCUAUACUGAAGUCUGAACCCAAGUUUGAAAGCGAGUACUCGGGGUUCGUAAGGUUCGAAGUCAUAAGACGGGCCACACGCGCGUUGGCUGCCAUCUGUAUAGUAAUUAUGUCUCCGGUCCAGUACGACUUGGUCUCGUUAAAGACAGCCUCGUUAAAGACGUCCGGAGGACCAAAGUAAGAAUCCUGACGACUACGGGACC
Daldinia decipiens is the source of this 1594-nucleotide messenger RNA. Its product is annotated as NAD(P)-binding protein. NCBI's taxonomy places the organism in Eukaryota, Fungi, Ascomycota, Sordariomycetes, Xylariales, Hypoxylaceae. Bases 1 to 891 code for a protein of 296 amino acids. Gene Ontology annotation, molecular function: oxidoreductase activity, acting on the CH-OH group of donors, NAD or NADP as acceptor. The transcript has 4 exons. The record is from RefSeq and is a predicted model, not a curated record.